UUUUUUUUUGAUAAUCAGGGUAAAACUGCAUUAACCCAUUCAUGUAUGAGUUUAAAUGGGUUAAUGGGUGAGCUGAAUGAUUAUAUACGAGUCAUAAAAUACAGGGAAUGAUGCGAGGUCAAAAAAAUUUAUGGGAAAACAGUACACAUCUACGGGUCUUCACAAUCUCGCUACUCGCCCUAGAUCUCUCACGGACGAAUUCCAAUUGUGCAUUUUCAAUGUUGCUUGUUCUCAAUCUCUAACAGACGAUCUCGAUUGGCAUGUGACGAGUUUUCGUCUUGUAUCACUAUCUCGAUUGGCAUUUUCAAUAUCGCUUGCAGCAGUCUGUCUUUGGCAAUCUCGCUUGUUCUGAAGUAGCACUAUUUAAGGCGCAAGCGAUGAAUCUCGGUUAUCAGUGAGGAUGGCCAGAGGUCGCUUUGUGAAAAGCCCCAUUGCAUUUGUUUGUGGUGUUGUUUCUGUUUGCUGCCUCCUGGUUGUCGUAAUUACAGUACUUAGGCUUCCAGAGGCAUCAGUCACAAAUAGAAUGAUGCCUUCUUUUAGGCCCAGGGAAAUGAGGACGAUCUUGGGUGAUGCAAACAUAGGUAUAUUCGGGGAGAUGAUAAUUAAAAUGCUACCAGAAGAUCUUGCAUUUACAGUCUUCAUUCCAUCAGAGAGAGCUUUUGAACGCGACUUGAGGUUUAACGCGAGUGAUAGUUUAAAAGCCGAUAAGUUUAACAAUACAUAUGCAAUACUUACUCACAUUUUUGGCUUCUCUGUUGUUCCUCGGACGAUCUCUUCAGUUUCUGUACCAUUUGGGGAAGAAAUUAGUUAUGAUUCAUUGUCGGGGUUUAGUUUAUACAUAUCAAACGAUUCGGACGGAAUGCUGAUAGUUAACGGAGUUAGGUCGGAGCAUGUAGAUCUGUGGAAAGGUAAGAUUGUUGUUCAUAUCAUGGAUGGGGUGAUCAUGGAUGCUGAGUUUGAAGAAUCAGUUCAGACUGACGACAAUGAAGAAGAUUGAAUGGAAAAUACCAUAUCUAGCCUUGCUAACUUCAGACUUCAUUCAUCCCUGCGUCAACGCUGUGGUUUUGGUUCAUUUGUUUAACCUGUUGUAACUAGUGAACUUUUGUCCAUCAUGGCUCUAAAACAGAAGGGUGUAUCACAGACAUUUGGUUUUGGACCAACAAGCUUUUAACCUCCCUUGAUUCAAGCGACUGAGUUUGUUUUGAGCGAGCCUGAAGUCAUUGUAAUUUGUAAUGCGGUUCAUAAUUGUACAAGGAUAUAACAAUAUAACAGCAGAAGCGAAAGAGAGAACAUUUUGCAUUCA
Molecule: messenger RNA, 1303 nt
Organism: Rhododendron vialii
Lineage: Eukaryota; Viridiplantae; Streptophyta; Magnoliopsida; Ericales; Ericaceae
Exons: 2
Coding region: 401-997 (198 amino acids)
Source: RefSeq, a predicted model, not a curated record